Molecule: messenger RNA, 2711 nt
Organism: Lutzomyia longipalpis
Lineage: Eukaryota; Metazoa; Arthropoda; Insecta; Diptera; Psychodidae
Product: tetratricopeptide repeat protein 39B-like
Exons: 4
Coding region: 589-2388 (599 amino acids)
Molecular function (GO): protein binding
Source: RefSeq, a predicted model, not a curated record
GCUGACUCAGUAGACCAAAGAAAAAAAAAUAAAGUAGGUGAAGUUCAAAAUCUGGAGGAGUUUUAUUUAAGGAAAAAAGGGAUUUAAUCCCUGAAUCUCAUGGCGAAAGUCUCGCCAGACACGAAGAAUCUCAUCCCAGUGGAAAUGCAUUGUUUUUAAGUGGAGUGCGUUUUGGGAAAUUCGUACUCUUGGUGCGAAAAAGCAAAACACAAACGAAAUUUCCGGAGGGGCAGUUGAAAAAAAAUCCUCUGCGCAGUCUUGUGGCUCUCUCUGACCAGUCUAUCGAUUGCUGUGUCGCAGUCUGGAGCGUUUUCUCUGUGCUUUUCAAAGGAAAAGAUUUAAUUGUUUGUAUUUCGCUUGGGACAUCCACUCAAGAGGCGCGACAGCUCAAGUGGUUGUGUGUGGUGGCACAGAGGUGUGAUAAAUCUGACCGAUAAGAGGAGGGCUCUUGAGAAUCACGGUGCUCCUGGACAGCGUUUGUGCUAAUCUAUUAAUGGUAAUCGCGAGAGGAGCGUACGAGGGUCCCAUUAAUUGUAAAUCAACCACGCAAAUCGAUUGUCUUGCGGGAGAAAGUGCCGUGGAGAAAAUAUGUCAGCUCUACAUUUGGGCCCGAAUAUUGAGGGCUCCUAUGUGCCCAUUGAAUCGUGCACGGAAGUCAGGGAGAUCAAUGAGGAGGACGAUGAGGAUUUCCAGGAUGCGUGCGAAUCCAUCCCACCGCAACCUGCUGCCGCAAUGAACCUGGAGACAUCCCUAUUGGAAGCCAAUUUGGCACUUGAUUACUUCUUCAACAAUCGCUUUGCCGAAGCGAGGAACAUCUUGAAGCCCUGGGCAUCAACGAGUAUGUACCACUCUGUGGGUACAUCGGUCUUUGCUGUUCUCGAAGCCGUCCUCACAUUUGAACCGCAGCACAUCCUGGAAGCUGCAUCAGCACUCAAAGUGUGCCUAUCGGUGUGCAAUAGGCACCGAAAGAAAGUUACCAUAACUGAGACAAUUGGGAAGACCUUCAAGCGUCCCAAUUAUGAAUCCUACACUGCAUUGGAAGCCCAUGCUGAGCUAUGUGCUGCUGAGGCACUCCUUAUGCGCGCCAUGAUUACAUUUAUUGAGGAUGAAACACUCACGAGCCUCAUUAAGGGUGGCAUGAAGAUACGAGCGUGCUUUGGCAGCUACAAGGAGUGCAGUAUGCUGCUCAAUCAAGUUAAGUGGCCUUCGGCAGAGACACGAUUGCACUUUGAGAGUGGCGUAAGGGUGGGAUUGGGUGGGUUCAACCUCAUGGUGUCGCUGCUACCGGGACGUGUGAUACGUUUGCUGGAAUUUAUUGGAUUCAGUGGGAAUAAGGAGUUGGGGAUGCGUGAACUCCUUGCGGGGUAUCACUUGAAGGGACUGCGGCAGGUGCUGUGCGUAAUGGGCCUCCUGGGCUAUCACUUGAUCGUGUGCUACGUGCUGAGUCAUCGUGAGGGGGAUUUGGCGUUUUGCGAUGAAAUUCUCGAGCAGCAACUUGAAAUCUAUCCGAAUGGUGUGUGGUUCCUCUUCUUCAAGGGACGCCUGGAGUUUAUGCGGGGGAAUCUCGAAGAGGCGACGCAGUGGUACAAAAAAUCCUGGCGCUCACAGAAUGUUUGGCCACAAUUUCAUCAUGUUUGCUUCUGGGAGUUGUUGUGGAUUAACUGCUUGCGUCAGCAGUGGCGCGAAGGGCUGCUGUAUGCAUCCAAUUUACUCGAUCACAGCCGAUGGUCACGUACAAUCUAUACGUACCAGAAAGCAGCAAUUCUCAUGCAAAUCCCCGAAGAAGAUCUCACCCCGGAUGAACGACGCUCCAUUGAAUUCCUCAUGAGGGAUGCCCCAUUGCAUAAGCAACGAAUUGCCGGGAAAUCCAUCCCAUUGGAGAAGUUUGUUGUGAAGAAAUGCGAAAGGUUCUUUGCGCAGGGAAAGUACUUGCUGCUAGCGGCUGUGGAGUUAAUGUACAUUUGGAAUAUGUUUAAAAUUCUUGGGAGGCAUUUUCAUCUCGCCGAUGGGAUUAUGAAGCUCAUUGAUAAGGUAACGGCUGACGAUCGCAUGCCACGAACGAAAUUUGAUGCUGACAAUAGGGCACUGGCGAAUCUCCUCAAGGGCGCCUGUCUCAAGCAGAUGAAGAGUCCACUGCAGGCACUCAAACACUUUGAGGCUGUUGUUGCAAUGCACAAAGACAUCAAGGAGGACACGUACUUGAUCCCCUAUGCCAUUGUGGAAAUUGGACUCAUCUAUGCUGACCAGGGAAAACGUGAGAGUGCCAUAAUGGCUCUUGAAGAUGCAAAGAAAAAUUUUACGGGAUAUUCAUUGGAGUCACGCCUUCACUUCCGCAUCCACUUGGCACUGACUGAUUUGAGAAGUAAUCAAUCUCAAAAGGAUUCCUAAAGAAGCUAGUCACCAAAAAAUAAAUAAAUAAAAGAAGAGAGCUAUUUGUGCGUCGUAAACAAUCCCAACUGACUAGAGAAAAAAAAUAAAAGGAUUUUACUCUCUUUUGCAUAAAUUAGAAGAAGAAAAAUGGAAUGGAUUUAAUUUUGUAUUUUUGGUCAGUAUUUUUCUACUAAUUACUGCGUACUGUGCGUUGUUUUUUUUUAAUAGGAAAUAAUAUAAUUUAGAGAGAGAAGCCCAUUUUAUAAUAGUUUGUUGUUGUUGAAAAUAUAAAAAUAAUAAUUGUAAAAAAGAUGCAAAAUAAAAGCGAAAAAGGAGGGAAA